Arabidopsis thaliana (thale cress) is the source of this 2551-nucleotide messenger RNA. RefSeq names its product asparaginyl-tRNA synthetase 2 (gene NS2). The record is from RefSeq and is marked reviewed. The transcript is spliced from 6 exons. Gene Ontology annotation, molecular function: aminoacyl-tRNA ligase activity; asparagine-tRNA ligase activity; ATP binding. Gene Ontology annotation, biological process: tRNA aminoacylation for protein translation; asparaginyl-tRNA aminoacylation. Gene Ontology annotation, cellular component: cytosol. Bases 317 to 1945 code for a protein of 542 amino acids. NCBI's taxonomy places the organism in Eukaryota, Viridiplantae, Streptophyta, Magnoliopsida, Brassicales, Brassicaceae.
GUUUGAGACACAGUUCCCGCGAAUAUCCAAACCUUGAAGAAUACCAAACUUUGCCUUUCUCUCUCUCCUUCUCUGCUCUCUCUGGCUUCUCUCCGCAACACUGAAACAAUCCUUUUCCUUGUUCCAACAAUCUAAACUUCCUCUAAUCUCUCAAAUUCAAUUAUCUUCAAGUAAUCAUCAUGUUUAUAUAUAAUCUCUUCUUCUCUUUUGAUUUAUCCAACUCAAGGAACCUCACUAAACUCAAAUCUUCCUCUCAGUUUCUCCCACUCUUCUUCCUCAACCUUCCGAUUUAUCGGAUUACUCUAAAAUACCCAAAAUGGAAUCUCAUGGAAAAACCCAUCAGAAAGAGCACGAUAAUGAUCUCUCUCCGAAACCCAUAACGUUGUCAAAGUAUUCGAAACGGGUCGAGUUAAAGACUCUGCUUGAUCGGAGCGACCGCGGCGCAGGAUUGGCUGGGAAAAGGGUUGUGAUUGGUGGUUGGGUUAAGUCUGCUAGAGCGGUUAAGAAAAAUUCUCCUCCUCCUCCUCUGCCUGUAGUUGCCGCCCCUUCGCCGUCGAGUGGUGGGGAUCAAGCUCAUACGACGGCCAACAUUAGGUGCACGGAGAUAAUCCAAUCGAAAAUGAAUAUUUUCAAGAGAUUUUUCGAUGUACUGAGCGGUGGUGGUAAGACUUAUCCAAUCUUUGAUAAGACAGAACUCGCCGGUCAGAAGGCCGUGCCACCACCGGAGUAUGUUUUUUACUUCUUGAUCAGUGAUGGCUCCUCCAUCUCCAGUCUCCAGGUUGUUGUUGAUUCUGCGUUGUCAACUGUUCCAGCAACUCAGCUUAUGGCUCUAGGGACUUGUAUUGUAGCUGAAGGUGUGUUAAGACUACCAUUGGCUGCUUCUGCAAAACAUGUAAUUGAGCUUGAGGCAGAGAAGCUUCUUCAUGUUGGAACAGUGGAUCCAGAGAAGUAUCCACUCUCGAAGAAACAGCUUCCUCUGCAUAUGCUUAGAGACUUCUCUCAUUUCCGUCCCCGCACAACUACGGUUGGGUCGGUGACUCGAGUCCACAGUGCGCUAACCUUAGCAAGCCACACAUUCCUUCAAUACCAUGGGUUUCAGUAUGUUCAAGUACCAGUCAUCACAACAACCACUGGAUUUGGCGAAAUGUUUAGGGUCACUACUCUUUUAGGUAAAACUGAUGAUAAAGAGGAGAAGAAGCCUCCUGUCCAAGAAAAAGAUGGAUUUAGCAUUGACACCGUAAAGGCUGUGAUAAAGGAAAAGACGAGGCUUAUUGAUCACCUCAAGAGAUCCGACAGCAACCGAGAAACCGUGGUUGCUGCUGUACACGACUUGAAGAAAACGAACGAUCUUGCAUCGCAGAUUGAGAUGAAACAAAAAUCCAAAACAGGAACUUUGGUCAAACCUGAGAAGCUUGAUUUCUCGAAAGAUUUCUUUGGUCGCGACACUUAUCUGACUGCUUCUGGGAGGUUUCAUCUUGAGAGCUAUGCUUCUGCACUUGGAAAAGUUUAUACCUUUGGACCAAGAUUCAUAGCUGAUAAAAUUGACAAUGCAAGGCAUUUGGCAGAGAAGUGGAAUGUGGAAACCGAAAUGGCUUUCGCGGAAUUGGAUGAUGCUAUGGAUUGUGCUGAUGAAUACUUCAAGUUCCUCUGCAAAUAUGUUCUGGAAAAUCGCGAUGAAGACAUGAAAUUCAUAUCAAAACGAGUUGACAAGACCAUCACCACACGUCUCGAAGCAACAGCAUCCAGCUCCCUUUUGAGAUUCUCCUAUACCGAAGUGAUUAGUCUUCUGCAAAAGGCAACCACUACAAAAUUUGAAACCAAGCCUGAGUGGGGAGUUGCUUUAACAACAGAGCAUCUAAGGUAUUGUUUUUGCCAAUUGAGUCUUUGUUUCAAGAUCCGAUUUAAAUUCUCUGUGUAUCGUUCAAUGUUGCAGUUAUCUGACUGAUGAGAUCUACAAAGGUCCUGUAAUUGUACAUACCUACCCGAAAGCAAUUAAACAGUUUUACGUAAGGUUGAAUGAUGAUAAGAAGACUGUAGCAGCGUUUGAUCUGGUCGUACCAAAGGUUGGUGUUGUGAUCACCGGGAGCCAAAACGAAGAACGGUUUGAGAUUCUGGAUGCGAGGAUCGGGGAAUCCGGAUUCACGAGGGAGAAGUUCGAGUGGUACUUAGAUUUAAGGAGGCAUGGGACAGUGAAACAUUCAGGAAUAAGCCUAAGCAUGGAACAAAUGCUUCUGUAUGCGACCGGGCUUCCUGAUAUCAAAGAUGCCAUUCCUUUCCCAAGAAGUUGGGGCAAAGCAAACAAUUAAAGCAGCCUCAAGCUAUUUAUGUACAAACUUGAAGUUACAUUGUUGUGUAUUCUCUGUAACCAUACUUGGGUGUGAAAUAAUAAGGAACCCCUAUACCAAAUUGUUCAUAAUCCUAUACCAAGUUUUAGUAUAUUUGUAUUGAUAACAUAUCUACUCAAAAUUGUACUCACUGCGACUAGAUUUGAUGUUCUAUAGUUGAUUCAAAAAUAGUUAUCCAGCCACACAAUUUCUGUGUGAUUCCCUCA